Messenger RNA from Daldinia caldariorum, 455 nucleotides. RefSeq lists its product as uncharacterized. Bases 28 to 186 code for a protein of 52 amino acids. Lineage: Eukaryota; Fungi; Ascomycota; Sordariomycetes; Xylariales; Hypoxylaceae. The record is from RefSeq and is a predicted model, not a curated record. The transcript is spliced from 3 exons.
AGUCAAAAGGGCGGUUACCAGUCCUAUAUGCUACAGGAGUUUCUUCGUGCCGAGCCGACUAUAUCGGAACGAGUCGCAGGCGUAGUCCCAUCCGAAAAAGGGGACAAAGAUAAAACAGACCGCAAUGACAAGGCCAAGAGGGCGAUUAAGGAGUUCGAGAAUGCAUGGGCCAAUGCAGGCCACUGAGUUGCUGUUCUAAGUUGCCAGGGGAUAUUAAUAUGGCGUGCGGCCUCACUUUCAGCUAGCUCAAGUUUUAAAGCCCGGGGUGAGUGGAGGAGUAUUGGAGGCGUACGACCUGCAACACACUGAUAUAGUUCAAUCGACUUUUAUUAGAGUGAGAUGAAGGGGUGUAGAAUUUAGGUUGUAGUUGUGAAAUAAAAAUAAAAAUAAAAUAAAAAUAAAAUAAAAAUAAAAUAAAAAUAAAAUAAAAAUAAAAUAAAAAUAAAAUAAAAAUA